Indicator indicator is the source of this 1238-nucleotide messenger RNA. It is a transcript of the gene HIBADH, whose product is annotated as 3-hydroxyisobutyrate dehydrogenase. The record is from RefSeq and is a predicted model, not a curated record. Gene Ontology annotation, molecular function: NAD binding; NADP binding; 3-hydroxyisobutyrate dehydrogenase activity. Gene Ontology annotation, biological process: L-valine catabolic process. The coding region runs from base 1 to 1002 and encodes 333 amino acids. Lineage: Eukaryota; Metazoa; Chordata; Aves; Piciformes; Indicatoridae. Gene Ontology annotation, cellular component: mitochondrion. The transcript is spliced from 8 exons.
AUGGCCGCGGCUGUGGUGCUCGGGGGACCUGCGUGCUGGUGGCGCUGGCACAGGCGAGUGCGUGCCGCCCGCGCGGCGAUGGUGUGUUCUAGGGCAAUGGCUUCCAAAACCCCAGUCGGAUUCAUUGGGCUGGGUAACAUGGGAAAUCCAAUGGCAAAAAACCUGUUAAAACAUGGAUAUCCAGUUAUUGCAUAUGAUGUGUUCCCAGAAGCUUGCAAAGAAUUUCAAGACUUGGGUGCUCAGGUAACAGAAUCCCCAGCAGAUGUAGCAGAAAGAGCAGACAGAAUUAUUACCAUGCUGCCUUCUAGUCCCAAUGCAAAAGAAGUUUACACAGGAGCAAAUGGAAUCCUAAAGAAAGUGAAGAAAGGCUCAUUGCUAAUAGAUUCCAGUACUAUAGACCCUUCCGUUUCAAAAGAAUUAGCCAAAGCAGUUGAAAAAAUGGGAGCUGUUUUCAUGGAUGCCCCAGUUUCUGGAGGUGUUGGAGCUGCUCGAGCUGGAAACCUUACUUUCAUGGUUGGUGGAGUGGAACAAGAAUUUAAUGCUGCCAAAGAAUUGCUGACAUGCAUGGGUUCUAAUGUGAUCUACUGUGGAGAGGUUGGAACUGGACAGGCUGCAAAGAUCUGCAACAACAUGCUCUUGGCCAUCAGCAUGAUUGGAACUGCUGAGGCUAUGAAUCUUGGAAUCAGAUUAGGCCUUGACCCAAAGCUGCUGGCCAAAAUCCUAAAUAUGAGCUCAGGUCGCUGUUGGUCAAGCGACACAUACAACCCUGUUCCUGGAGUGAUGGAAGGAGUACCAUCUGCUAAUAAUUAUCAAGGUGGCUUUGGAACAACACUCAUGGCUAAGGAUCUUGGCUUGGCUCAGAUUUCUGCCACCAACACAAAGACACCAGUUCCUUUGGGAUCCCAGGCACAUCAGAUCUACAGGAUGAUGUGUGCAAAAGGCUAUGCCCUGAAAGACUUCUCAGCUGUGUUCCAGUUUUUACGUGAAGAGGAAUCCUUGUGAGUUGUCUUUUGGAAAUGGACACAAACCACAUAUUAUUUUUUUUAUCCUUAUAGCGUGAGAAGUAUAUAUGGGUUUAAUCAAAUACUGUGCAUCCUGAUCCCGUACAGACUAAUCAUCUUUGGUUGUCUAGAACACAAUGAACUCCAUGGUGUUUUUUUUUCAUGAAUCUUGGAAAAGAAGCAAGCCAGAGGAGGAGAUUGUUUGGCAAUUUGCCAAACAGUGAUUUCUUUUUCUUU